Xyrichtys novacula (pearly razorfish) is the source of this 7738-nucleotide messenger RNA. The record is from the annotation of a GenBank genome assembly. Lineage: Eukaryota; Metazoa; Chordata; Actinopteri; Labriformes; Labridae.
GGCUGAUCCCUGACAUUGCCGUACAUGGUAAAAGAGAUUUCGCAAUCCUCUCCUCUCCAUGUUCCAAACAAAAACACUCAGAGCUCACACAGACGGGAUUUAACUUCAACUUUCUGCGGUUACUUUUCAAACUUUGACGGAUGGUCGAUUCGAACACCGCCCCGUGAAGGUGAGCUAUGUUUUAAAGUCUUAGUAGAGCCGGAAAGAAAGAGCUAAUAGUGCGGUUAUUGCCUGUUAGCAGUCGAUGCUAACUAGCUGGCUAGCUGCCCGGCUAAACAGAACAGAGAGGGUGUUUGUUCCGAGUUUGUUUAAAGCUUAAAUCAGACAAAAUCAGCUUUUAAAUUCGAAACAUGAAGAAUUUAUACUGUAGUGUUUAACUGUUGUCGACUAUGAGUGAGCUAAAAGUUGUUAAAAGUGUUCUCAGAUAAAAUAUUCACCGUUUAAGAGCGACUAACACAGCUCUGUCGAACAUUUCUAAUCGUCUGCCCGGUACUUUUAUUCUGUGAAACUUAAUUUUGGUCUUAAAAAACUAAGAUUUAUGCUUAGCCCCGCAUGACUUCGGAGUUCCCCUCUUUCGGCACAAAGAGAGGCGGUGAUGAUGCAACAGCAGGCAACAGUCGGAGCUCUGCUGGUUUUCACCCGGAGCGCUUUUCCCUGCGCACAGCUGACUGGCUGCAUGGCAACGCGCCGGCCAAUCAGAGCAGAGCUACUAAUUGGCCGUACAGAAUAGUAAUCCCGACCAAUUAUCAUGUCAGGAGCCCGCUGCUCUUCAUGGAUACCAGGGAGGAGGAGGAGAGUGUUCAUGUUUAGAGGUAGAAGAAGAAGAAGCGGAGGAGGAGGUGAAGCUCCUGAUUGAUGGAUUGAGGUCAGCUGAGAAUCUGCAGGAUGACUGCAGAUGAAAAAUAUGAGGAGAUGUUGAGGCUUUUACACGUCUGAGAAAAAUACACACAGCUGGAGAGUCCACAGAUGGAGGUGUUAUGUUCAUUUAUGUGCUUCUAAUUAACCCCAGAACACUAUUGUUAAAAUUAGUAACACCAUCAAUUUCGAAGGGUGAUUUUUACCUGAAAUAAUAAACCCAAGAUAAAGUACUGGUCAUCAAAAUAUAUAAAAAUAGGACAAAACAUGACAAAUUAGACAAACAAACAAACAUGACAAACAAAAUAACUGAAAUCAGGCAUUUAGGAACAAAAAAUGACUAUUUGGAGUAAAAAUGACCUGCACACUAAAUUAUUUUAUAUCACGAGGGCCCGACUGAUUUAUUGGUGAGCCAAUUAAAUCAGCCAAUUUGAGCUCGUUUGAGACUAAUCGAUAAUCGACCAAAACGCGCAGAUUUUCGCCAAUAUUCGGUUUCACAUUUUGAAAAUGUUCCACCACUUAAGGUCCUUACACACCGGGGCAGACGUGAAUUUAGAACGCGAGUCCCGCCUCGUUCACCUUUGAUUGGCUAGAAAAGCUGAAAACAUCAUUACACGCUUAAGCCAAAUGGUCAGCACUUACAGCCAAUCAGAGGUGAUAAGAUAACUUGAAACUAUGGUAACAACCGUUAGCAUACAUUAGCACAGAUGAAAGUUAAAACAAAGACGUUUAGCAAACUGUUAAAGCACACAAAAAAACACUUGUAAACGCUUUUCUGGUCCGAGUUUGAUCAGUCCGUAAAUCGGCUGAUUAAUCUGUGAUCAGACCCCCCCAAUAAUCGGUAUCGGCAAAAAAUCCAUAUCGGUCAGGCCCUACUUAUCACCAUAUAAGUUGCCUUGAAAAUCACGACUUUGAUGUGUUACUUACUAGCUGGGAUGUCAGAGACAUCAACCAUGCAACAGGAUCACAGCUGCAGUUGAAGAAGGGAGGGUAAAUAUGGCGUCCUGAAUGUUGUCAGCCUAGAAAAUCACCUGCAUUUAUACACUAUCACUAUUGGUGGGUGAAAAUCACCCUGUGAACACGUGCCUGUAGGAAAAAGCAGGUUUUGGAUCAGGGAAACAAAGAUGUCAAAGGAACCCAUGAUACUCAGACAAACACAACAUCGUGAAAAUCACCUAAACAUGUUUGAUCGGGUGAAAAUUACCUGACAAUAGUGUUCUAGGGUCAAGGGGAUUUUUUUACUUUUUACUACAGAAUCAAUUCAAUUAAAAUACCUACAAAAGUUUAUCUUUUUAACUAGAAUAUGGUAGACACCUGAAUCGUGAAGAUAAUUGAUAUUUCUACUGGUAAAUAAGCACCUUUUUCAUGUCCUUUCUAACCAAAUCCACCAUCCCAGGAUCAUCAUGGAUGAUGUAACCGAUGAAAAUCAGACCUUUCCUGUCAGAGCGGUGACGAACAAUCAGGAGGAAUGUAAUUGUUAAAGCUGCAGUGUCUGUUUUCAUAUCUGGGCAUUAGGGCCUGUGUCCAUCAGUCAGUACCUGUACAUACCGAUUUAGACCGGACAACUGAAGUGCAUGUAAACACCUUAAACCGACUAAGUUUGAGAACUCCAGUUAAGACACCCAGAUAAAGCGAUUGGAAUUCGAUUUUCUCUACCAUGUAACCAGCGGAGUCGGAGUAUAAUCAGACAGUGCAUGUUCGCAUGCGCUACGCCCCGUAACCACGCAACAAAAACACCUGAGAUGAGGAGUAGCAUGCGUCUCAUCUGCAGAAAAAGUAGCGCGUCCAUCAUGUAGGAGAAAAACAACGCUGUACGAUGCUCCAUCUUCUUGCUCCAAAAUGUCCUACAGCAGUUGUAGACACUUCUGACGUCUGACACUGAGUUCAUAUCGCCCUCUAGUUUUGGGGAGGAGGACACGUUCACGCCAGGAAACGUUAAUUCAGUAACGCUCAGUUAAUAUGUAUUCAUGCAUAGUUGUCAGUUUACAGCUUAGUCAGUUUAAUUGGAUUACUUUUCUGGUCCCAGGUGAGAAUUCAUUGAUUGGGAAAGGUAUGGUUGCCUCAGCCAUGAUUGGACUUUGUUUUGGUCGACCGAUUGCGUCACAUUUCAAAACAACUGAGAAAAGUUUAGGAGAGGUCGACAGUUAAACAGUAAACACGGACAAAUCUGAAGCUCAGCACUUUUUUAACAGGUAGAAUCUGAAAAAUCUGAAUCCUUUAAUCUCUCUUAAUCUUUUGUUGAGAUUCUGUUAACAACCCUGUAAGGCCGACAUUAACUUUAAACUAAUAUAGAACAUGACGUGUGACCGUUUGGAUAUGAUGGCCUCUUCUCUUGACUCCUCUGCUGUAAAAAAGAGGAUCAUUCAAGGUUGAACAUUUGUCAGUGGUGUUCCCUUCUCCGCCGCCACCCCAGGUGGGUGGGUGGUAAACCAUCAGAUGAGCCGCAGGUUUGAUGAGUAAGACGGCUGCUGUACAAAGUUAACACACCACAGCCCUCGAUCCCAAAAUACGUCCCUCAGGUGUUCUGAUCCUCAGUACAGCUUUAAUUGACUACUAGGUUUAGAUUGAGCAGGUUACAAUGAGAGCGCCCCCUGCUGGAUCAGUUCAAACACACAUUAUUAUGAGUUUGAAUGGCUCAUUUUAGUUUCAUAUAUUUAGACGCUAGACUCCUCGAUUCUCUGGUUUCUAGAUUGAUCAUCAGUUCCUGCGUGAUUUUUGUUGUUGUUGUUGUUGUUGUUGUUGUUGUUAACCCCCUCGAUUUAAGUUUGUGUCUACGACCACCAGUGCAAAAGGAGCUGUAGGUGGACACAGACCCUGGAGCUGUAAGGAUUGACUCAUAGUUACUGUCGGUGUUCUGUGACAGUCUGAGCUGUAUUUGCUUCUCAGGAUCACUCACAGAUGAAGACAGGAAGUGAUGAUAAAAGUAAACGGUUCAUCAAGUUUGUCUCAUCUACAGUUUCGUCAUUGGAAAACACCGCCCAGAUUGUUCAGAUGAUAAACAAAAAUUACUGAUUAGAAAAUCUGACACAGUUUGACCUUUAGUUUGUUUUACUCCGUUGGUCAGUGCUAGAAAAUAGGAAUCAUUGAAUUCUACUUUAUUUUUCUUAUAAAACACGAGAAACACUGAGUUCUGUUUGGUUCACUGCAUCCAUAUUGAUGUGUUUAGUUUUUUUAAGUCAUCGCUCUGUCUCUCUGAUAACCUGCAGACUAAUCGAUAAUAAACAAAGUGUUCGCCUCAGUGUAUCAGCAGAGUCGUGGAAAAAUGUCUCUGGAUGUCUGACUGAUGUUGUCGUUCCUCUCCAGGCUCCUCUGUGGUGAAGAAUCCAAACUCUGCUUCCUUUAACCGAUUCAUCUCUACACCUGGGGAGACUCGGAGAUCAGUACUUGCAGGCAGCACAUCCAAAUGAGCCGGCCGUCGCAGGCGAAAUUAAACACAACUGACCACAACGGCGUGAGCGUCAUCCAGAGUCAGGCCCACGCCUCCGCUUCGUCUUCGUCCCUUCCAGCGGCGGUAGCCGGAUUGCAGCAAGUCCCUCAACUCAUCCCAGCCGAUCCUUCAGCCGGAGGUGGAAAAGCCCUCCCACCCAGCAAGAUGAAGAAGCCUCCCGCAGACAAGGACAGCGAGGAGUACCGCCAGCGGCGCGAACGGAACAACCUGGCGGUGAAGAAGAGCCGCAUGCGCAGUAAGCAGAAGGCGAUGGACACUCAGCAGCGCGUCAACGAGCUGAAGGAGGAGAACGAGCGGCUGGAGGCCAAGAUCAAACUGCUGAGCAAAGAGCUGAGCGUGCUCAAAGACCUCUUCCUGGAGCACGCCCACAACCUGGCUGACAACGUCCAGCCGCCAACAGGCGCUGAGGGCGCCAGCCCCGCCGCCAACAAUCCCUCCGCCAAUGGGCAGUGAGGAAGCGGGGCGACAUGAACGCUUCUAUUUAAGGAUCCGGCUGCAGCUUUUUAAAAAACUUCUAUCACAUGGAGACACAUCUUCUUCUUCUUCACUGCGUUUCUUUCUUCUUAAAGCUAAAAACCCUCCUCUCCUCCCCUCGCCAAAACCUCCAUCAGAGUUCCCACAAUCCUCCUGGAUAGUUUUCUCCCUCUGCAGAAGUUUAAGGGGGUCAGACAGUCCCACUAUCACAGUUUUGUAUGUUUUUUGAUUCGGUCAGUCCAUCCCUCCAAAGUGUUUUUAAGAAGUCCCGUUUGUAUCUCUGAGGUUUUAAACUGAGUCUCAUUCAGAGAUCGUCCAAUCAGGACAGACUGUCAUCGUAGGAGGAGCCGAGCAUGUGAUCGACGAACGAUUGUGAUGAUCCUACGAACUGAGACGCCGUCCGUCAUUCAGGAUUCACUCCGAGUGAAUAGGAGGAACUGGAGCAGCCGGCGUCUGUAGGAACCAGAACACUUGUGUCCUGUUUCCUCUUCCUGUCGGACAGGCUGGAUGUUUGACUCGUUGACUGCGGCGCAGCAGCAGCAGCUUCAGGAUAUCCGUGUAAAUGAAUGAAUUUCCCUUUUUUAGGAUGUGUAUUUUUUUCUUCUGUUAUUCUACAAAGAGUUUUUAAAAAUGUCGAGUUAUGAAACCUGUCGAGAGAGUUUUUGUAAAUUCACUACAUGUUGAUGUUUCGAGGACAGUUCUGGUUUUUCUGAACUCCAGCCGUCACUGAAUUGAUUUUAAGAGUCGGGAUCAAAACUGAGAAACAUGUUUGUUUUUCAAGGUGUCAGAAAACCCAGAACUGUCCUCGACAGCUGAUUGUUUUUGAAUCAAGUACUUUAAUGUUUGUGUCUGAGUCAGCGGGUUUAAGGUGGACUUUAGUGUCACAGUCUGGGUCCCGGCUGGGGUCGGAUGAAUCUGUACAGACACAGGCUGCACUGUCAGGUACUGAGCUACCGUCUAAAAUCAGUUCAGACUUUUUUUCAAAGUGAUUCAUCUGCUUUAAAACGCGCUAAAUUCCUCUGUUGGUUUUCAGUCUAAAAAAAAAUCAAAGAUGUAAAAACAGAAAAUCGAUUAUUUGUCAAUCUGUGAUAAUGUUGAGAAAUGUUCGGCCAGACUUUUCAGACAUAAGCUGGAGAACUGAGGCUACGUCAGUUUGAGUUUGGAGUUAAUGAUUCCCCCCAGUCCCACCGCCCGUCACCUCCACCUGCCGCUCCCUCUCAGUCCAGACAGGUGGAGGUGUUUGUGGUGGGGGUCAGACUCAGACUCCUCACAUGUGUCAGACACUUACAGGCGAGCUGCAGCUUGAGAUAAAUCCACUUUUUAAACCCAGACGGGGUCUUUAAUCAGCCCUUAAUGGGUUUGGAGCAGAUCUGGAUAGGGGCCCACACCCCUUCAGCAGGCCGCAGAGAGGGGCGUGGCCUCUCGCCUGUGUUGUUGUCAGACUUCAUAAUUAUGUGAGCUUUGUGCGGGCGUGGAGUGUUUGCCUACGAGGAGCUUCACCUCCCUGCAGGAAUGUCGUCGCUCUGAGUAAUGUUGCUCCAGCGCCGCUCAGCAUUCCCACAACACCACAAACAACCUCCCGACAGCACGCCUAAAACAUGACCAGAGAGUUCCCACAAUGUUUCAUCAGGCUGACUCUGUAGUCCAGCUCUGACUCUGGAGUCCAGCUCUGACUAAGUCACAAACUGUUAGAGCCUGGAUGUGACCUGAUCCAGACUUCAGUGUUUUUAUAGCUCUGUCUUUAGUUUGAUGUUCAUGUUCAACUGUAUGAUCCUCUAACUGGACUGCACUUAAAAGUUAGCAUCUCUAAAUACUACAUUACCCAGAAGCCUCAGCUACGGACCUCAGUCACCCUGCAUCCAUAGUCUUCCCAUAUGUCCUUGUGGUGCGUUUUAUUCAGAUGUUGGAGAUACAAACAACAUUGUUGUUCAGCCAUAGUUUCAUCUUUACCAGGUGAUAACAAGCAACACUGAAGUGAGAAAGCAACAUCAACAAAACCCUCAAUGUAAUGAAUUUAAUUACACAAAACAAGCCCAAGUCGUAAAAACACAUAUAAAAGUGCAGCUUUUACAUUUGUUGGUCUUUGUUUUAGAGCCCAAAGUUACUGUAACCCUGCAGAGUUUCUGUGUCAGAGUUCAUGUUUUAUUACGCUAAAACCUGGAUUAGUUCCUCCACAUGGACGACUUGAAACUGUUGGGACGAUAUUAGUUUUUAUUAUCAUGAUCUCACCAAUAUAAAUCCAGUUUUCUCCAAAUUGUUUGAUGAAACUUUUGGGAAUUUUCAGGUCGUUCUUUUAGCACCAGGGACAUGUUACUGUGAUUGUUUCAGUGUCACAUGAGUCUGACAGCGAGUGGUCGAAGCUGCUGAGUGCUGUACAUAGACAGAGGGACGCAGCAGCUUCAUGUGCAUCAAAACAUGGAGAAGUCCUUCAACUGAAGUGACUGUUUGGGUCAAAACAGAAACUUUCGGAGUCCAAAAACAAAAAGUUAUUUGGUGAAAAAACAGUCUGAGGUAGAUGAGUUUCAAAUCCUUUAAGAAACGUCCUCAUGUUGUGGUGUUGUGGUAACGCUGAUCUGCUGUCUGAGCCGCAGGCCUGCUCCUUUUACACUUUUCUAUUGUUGUUUUUUCUACAGUGAAAAAUUCCAAAAAGCAGCAUGUUUAUAGAGAAGUCUUUGCAUGAUAGAGGGACGGGGAGGGGCACUGUAUGUGUGUGUGUGUGUGUGUGUGUGUGUGCGUGUGCGCGUCUGCUUAAUGUUCAAACUGCACUCAGAGAAAAGAGUCGUGUUUGUGGAGUGAAUCAGGAAACAGAUUGUUGUGGUGUUGGGAUGUUUGUCGUGUUGGGUCUGCUUCGGUCUGAAUGUUGCUGGGCAGCAUUUCUCUGUCGUCAGUCUGUCGGCUUUUUUAUAUCAGAGGAAUCUGGGCUAACGUGCAUUCUAAAUUAAAAUUCAGUAUAAAAGUUCA